AUGGAGUGGCGGCCUCGGGAGCAGGGCUCGGCCAGCUCUCCGGGUGAUAGGCACACUGGCCCCAGUCCGAGGACCACCAUGCCCAAAGGCUCAGGCCGGCGGUCCGCUCGCCCCAGCGCUCGGAAGGUCCGCGCCGGGCCCGAGCCGCCCGCUCCAGCCUCCCCUCCCGGGCCGGGCACCCCCUCGCUCCCUCUCUGCGGCCCCCGGCGCCUUCCGGACCCUGGAAGGGGGGCAGGGCCCAGGGGCCCGUACCUCCCAGCCAAGCGCGGGGCCGAAGGAAGGACGCGGAGCGGACCCCCUCGGCCGGCCCGGCUCGCCCAGAGCCGGAACCCUCCCCGCCGCCUGCCGGACCCGUCCCCACGUGGCCCCUCGGAGCGGGUCGCACUACCCUGCUGCCGCGGACGGACGUUCGGCCCCGCUGACAUCCGCGAGGGCUGGUUCCGCGAGACGUGCAGCCUGUGGCCAGGCCAGGCCCUGUCGCUGCAGGUGGAGCAGCUGCUACACCACCAGCGCUCGCAGUACCAGGAUAUCCUUGUCUUCCGCAGUAAGAGCUACGGCAACGUUCUGGUGUUGGACGGCGUCAUCCAGUGCACAGAGAGGGACGAGUUCUCCUACCAGGAGAUGAUAGCCAACCUGCCCCUGUGCAGCCACCCCAACCCGCGCAAGGUGCUGAUCAUCGGGGGUGGGGAUGGGGGUGUCCUGCGGGAGGUGUUGAAGCAUUCCUCUGUGGAGUCCGUGGUCCAGUGUGAGAUUGACGAGGACGUCAUUCGGGUCUCCAAGAAGUUCCUGCCAGGCAUGGCCGUGGGCUACGCCAGCUCCAAGCUGACCCUACACGUGGGUGAUGGUUUUGAAUUCAUGAAACAGAACCAGGAUGCCUUCGAUGUCAUCAUCACUGACUCCUCAGACCCCAUGGGUAAGCGAGGGAUGGGCCUGGGUCCCCUGGCAGCCCACGUCUCUCCCGUCCUGGUCACCACCUCCUCAACCCAGUGCUGUUACUGCCACUGCCCUGCUCUCUCCACAGGUGAGUGUCAGUGGCUGCACCUGGACCUCAUCAAGGAGAUGCGGCAGUUCUGCAAGUCGCUCUUCCCGGUGGUGGCCUACGCCUACUGCAGCAUCCCCACCUACCCCAGCGGCCAGAUCGGCUUCAUGCUGUGCAGCAAAAAUCCAAGCACCAACUUCCGGAAGCCCGUGCAGCAGCUGACGCAGAAGCAGGUGGAACAGAUGCAGCUCAAAUACUACAACUCCGACGUGCACCAGGCAGCCUUCGUCCUGCCUGAGUUUGCCCGCAAGGCCCUGAAUGACGUGAGCUGAGCCCAGGUGCCGCUGUCCGUGCUGCCCAGGACCUCAGGCCAGGGAGCCUCCGGGGCGCCCGGGUGUGACAGGUCCUGGACAGGACCCCCCCGCCCCACCAGCACACCCACCAAGCAACUGUUACAGGCCCCGGAAGGCCGCCUGGCCUGCCCUGCUGGGCGGACUGUCUCUCUCUCUCUCUCAAUGUGGCGUUCGGCCUCCAAGCCUGUACGAGCUGUGUACAGCACCUCCUCCGCCUUCUGUCCCCUCACUCUCCAAACACGUGUAUUUAUAACAAAUUCUGAAU
Messenger RNA from Suricata suricatta (meerkat), 1597 nucleotides. RefSeq names its product spermidine synthase (gene SRM). The transcript is spliced from 9 exons. Gene Ontology annotation, biological process: spermidine biosynthetic process. The record is from RefSeq and is a predicted model, not a curated record. Lineage: Eukaryota; Metazoa; Chordata; Mammalia; Carnivora; Herpestidae. The coding region runs from base 1 to 1311 and encodes 436 amino acids. Gene Ontology annotation, molecular function: spermidine synthase activity. Gene Ontology annotation, cellular component: cytosol.